AUGGCCUGCAGGAGCGGCUGCUGCUGCGGCUCCGGUCCAAUAAACGAGGACAACGCGAGGUUCCUGCUGCUGGCAUUGUUCAUCAUCAUCUAUCUCCUCUGCGGGGCCGCAGUGUUCUCCGCGCUGGAGCAGCCGAAGGAGCGCGAGGCGAAGGAGCGCUGGGCGCAGAGGUUCGAGCACUUCAGCCAGAAGUACAACCUCAGCAAGAAGGACCUCAACAACUUCCUGAGGAACUACGAGGAGGCGAACGUGGCGGGGAUCCGCGUGGACACGAUCAGACCUCGAUGGGACUUCACCGGAGCGUUUUACUUCGUGGGAACUGUGGUGUCAACCAUUGGGUUUGGGAUGACCACUCCGGCCACCAUCGGAGGAAAAGUCUUCCUGAUGUUUUACGGCCUGCUCGGCUGCGCGGCCACGAUCCUCUUCUUCAACCUCUUUCUGGAGCGUGUCAUCACCGUCAUCGCCGUCGUCCUCAAGUCCUGUUACGAACGGCGCCAUAACAAAGCUGUGCUGCCGCCAAACGGCCGGCGGGUUUCUGAGGGGAACAGAGCCGGGGAGAGUGGCCGAGGAAAAGGAGAGGACCUGGCCGGCUGGAAGCCUUCGGUGUACUGCGUCAUGCUCAUUCUGGGAGCGGCCGCCAUCUUGGUGUCCUGCUGCGCCUCGCUCAUGUACUCGGCCGCCGAGGGCUGGGGCUACCUGGACUCGCUGUACUUCUGCUUCGUGGCCUUCAGCACCAUCGGUUUUGGGGACAUGGUGAGCAGCCAGCGGGUGGUCUACGAGGGCCACGCCACGGUGGCGUAUCGGCUCGGCAACUUCCUCUUCAUCCUGACGGGCGUCUGCUGCAUCUACUCGCUCUUCAACGUCAUCUCCAUCGUCAUCAAGCAGGUCCUCAACUGGCUGCUGAGGAGGCUGGAGGCGCCCUGCCGCUGCUGUUUCCCCAGGAGGGGUCACCACCCGCACCGGCACCCCCGCAGGAACGUGGUGGCCCCGGGACACCUGCGCGCCCGCAGGGACCCCUCCAUCGAGACUGACGCCAUCAACGAGAGCGAGACUGACACCGGGCGCAGGAUGUCGGGGGAGAUGAUCUCCAUGAGGGACUUCCUGGCAGCCAAUAAGGUGAAUCUGGCCAUUAUGCAGAAGCAGCUUUCGGAGAUGGCCAUUGGGCACCCGCGCCAGUCCAGCUCCAGUUCACGUCAGAACGGGUUCUCAGGAGGGGUUGGCGCCCUUGGCAUCAUGAACAACCGGCUGGCAGAGACAAGCGUGGACAGAUAGGGGGGAAACAGCGUGGAUCCUUUUCAAAGGACACAAAAGGCUGAGAGGAUGAGACGAGGAGGGACACAGAGGACGGCCCUCCACGGGUGGUCUACGAGACUGAACUCAUGUAAUUCAUCUUUUUCCGCCCCCAGCAGCCUCCAUCUCAGCACACUUUCCCGUCAAGAACACGGCUCCAUGAAUGAUGCAUGAUAGUUUACUGGAGUCUCACAUCUGGACGGUGCUCAGCGUGCUGGCAUGUUCCCCCCGUGAGGAAUGCAGUUUCCAUGGUGAUAAAAAAGCCUGCCUAGAGCUCUUGUAUCUAAGCCUUAAAAACAUGAUGCACUACACGCCACUUCACACCUAACCGCAACUUCCACUCGUCUAUAGUACUUCAUAGUCCUCACCGUGGAUCUGCCCUCGUCCAUACUGUGUCUGACAUAAAGAUAGCUUUAAUAAAAUGGGCGUUUCACACUUUUGUGUCUGACAGAAGUUAUUAUGUAAAGCUGGUCAAUUUAUGGAUAACUGGAUCUUUUCCUUUAAUGGAAUAAUACAGAUUUUUUUAAGUGGGGUUGUACGUGGUACUCAUCUACAUUCAGGGUGUUACAUACAAUAGAUGUUUAGAGAAGCAAGCUGGAGUCUGACACGGAGAGUUUUCUGCUGUGGACGGGGCUGAGCCAUGUUUUAGUGAGUUAUCAAAUUACACAAAGGGGGGCUUUUCCGCUAUGAUUGACAGCUGUGACAGCCAAUCCAUGCAUUUCCAUUUAAUGGAACUGCUCACGAUUAGUCAGACGGGUGUUUCGGCGGAAACUCCCCCACCGCGAAUAUCGCUACUGCCAAAGUACCAGCAUCAGGUUGAAACGCUUCUGGUAUCGACGUGAUAUAAGAAGAACAAAUAGGGCGAGCCGGAGAGGGGUAGUGGAUGGAUCCAACAAACCCCGGACUUUCAUGCAGGAGUCUGGUGUUGGCUUCCCAUCUGAAUGUGAUGUUUUUUUCUACAAAUUACCAUGUGCACUUUUAGCCCAAACAUAACUAUCCGUUCCAGCAUGUUGUCAAGUUUGUUGACAUCUCAGCAUCGGUUGCCAUGUGCUUUUGUUGCCUAAACACAACCCCCCGCAGCGUAAUCCCACCGUGUGCUUGUAUUGACGUCACGGUUGCGCCGUCCAAGAACGUUAAAAGCAGACACCGAAAGAUACCUAGAGCGUAACAUGCAGACGCAGAAGUCCACUGUGAAGCGGCAACAUGUGACAACGGCAACACGUGACUUCUGUGAAUCUGAACCAACCCUUUAAAACGCCAAAGUCACACAACAACACAAAUACACUUAUUGAUUGAAGCAGUGGAAAAACUUGCAGCUCUUUAGUUCAGCGAGGUAAAAUCGCUGUUUUUUG
This is a messenger RNA of Plectropomus leopardus (leopard coralgrouper), 2642 nucleotides long. RefSeq names its product potassium channel, subfamily K, member 13b (gene kcnk13b). Gene Ontology annotation, biological process: potassium ion transmembrane transport; stabilization of membrane potential. Gene Ontology annotation, molecular function: outward rectifier potassium channel activity; potassium ion leak channel activity. NCBI's taxonomy places the organism in Eukaryota, Metazoa, Chordata, Actinopteri, Perciformes, Serranidae. Gene Ontology annotation, cellular component: plasma membrane. The record is from RefSeq and is a predicted model, not a curated record.